GUUAGAACACUCGGCACGCGACUCACUUGACAAUACCUGAAAGGCGAAUUUCAAGGCCGGAUUUCCUUGGAGCGAUGUGCGACACAAUCGACGAUAGCAAUGUACUCCCGUCCUGGCAGAACCACGAGAUCGGCAGAGCAGGAAUUGCAUGAUCGGAUAAAACCUUGAAGGUCUAUCACCGCGUUGAGCGUGCAUUGUCCGGCAUUUCGAGUACGGCUUACCAACUGACCUGAGAUGGCUCCAAACAAGAAGAAAAAGAAAGCCGCUUCGAAUCCGGCGAGGGGUUUUGCGACCACCUCACUGCCCUCCAAAGCAAAGCCUGCCAAUGAGCCUGAACGAAAUGUCGUUCGGCCGAGUGCCGGAGUCCAAGAACAAGGAGCACAGGGAGAGCCUUCGGCCGGUCCAAGUGGCCAAGGUACUGAUGUCGGAACAAAUGGCCAACAAUCUACGCAGAUAGAGGACAUGACUCCUGAAGAAUUGGAGGCUCAUCUGGAGAAUUCUGAACUUGAGGCUCUGGUCGAGAAGUACUCAGCCCGAUGCAUAGCAGAUGCCAAUCGCCAAAUUGCACGGCUUGAGACUGAGCGGCGGCAGCUGCGUUUGCAAGCUAACAAACUCUCAACCUACUUGUGGCUUCCAGAAGAGACAAUUGAUGAACUAUUGGAGAUGAAUCCUGCCAGCACGGCAACAAGUGGCCACAACGGCAAUGCCUGUAUCGCGCCGAGUGCUGAGGAGGUAGCAUUGGUCGAACUCUGGACUCUCCAACGAAUUUUACAAGCGCUUCAGCUUCCCAGAAUCCUCGAUGCCAUUCAUUACAUAGCUGGUCUUGCGGCAUCCGGACAGCUAAGCACGACUACAGACUCACUUCCUGGCUUGCCCGAGGCUCUUCAAUGGUAUGCAACGCACACCGAAGCAGCUGAAUUGCCGAGCUAUGAGCAUGUAGUGGGAUCCAGACCUGGAAAGAGUGGCGACAGCACGCCUGUUCAAGAUGAUUCUGAGACAGUAACGGCAACUCGAAGUCGACAGAGCCCAGUCAGUACGCCAGUUCAAGUGUCGGAGCCGGAGGAUGACUCCACGCCAGAGAGCUCGUCAGUCGAAAGUGAUGAGGACGACGAUCCUACAAGACUGACAGAGAAAUACGUUCGCAUCAGACGAAUGUUGUGGGAGCUGGAGAAUCCAGACCCAUCCAAAGAACCUACAAGAUUGUCUAGGAAGCAAAAGCGCGCGGCGCAGCUGGGUGGCAGACUGCAAAAGCUGCGGCGAGACCCGCUAUUCGAUGAGUACGAGGCAGAAUCUGCUUGGAAUGAGACCACGAUCGAGCUCGAUGCGACACAUCAACACCGCUUACGAAUGGAAACCACGCGACGGCGCAACCAAAAGAAAGGAGAUGUUCCGAAGCAAGACGGCGAAGUGACGGAGGACACGAAAAUCGCAUCUGAUGGUGGCAAACCCGCCGAUCAUGACGGAGACGAGCUUCUUGGAGGCAUGUUUGGGAACGCCGACGAUGCUAUUUCUCCGGAUGAAGGCCCACAAUCACAAGAGAGAAAGGUCAAAUUGGUCGACUUCGGCAAAUGGACCGGCGUAUCACCCAGAAAACUGCUCGAGGACACAUGCAAAGGAUAUGAUGCUAGGUGUCGGAUACAAGUACGGAUGCUGCAGAGUACUCCAUAUUCGACGAGACACUGUCUGGACAUCUCAUGGUCAAACGAUACAGUACCAGACGACCACGCGGUACUCGCAAUUCCAGCGGAAGUCUCAUCGCAAAUGACACCACGUAACUGGUCUCUAACCAUGGACACGGUCGCUGCAGCAUCGAGAGCCCAGUCAGAAGCAUACGUCUGCACGCUCGGCAUAUUCCUUGUCGCCUCACUUGGCUCAAAGGAGCAAAAAGCAGCCGCCCGGCUUCCCACUGUGUGGAGAGAACUUAUCAGGGAUUUGACUGACGCAAAGCAACGAAUGAUGAAUGAAGAACACAAAGAGACCCUUCGUCGACUUCGAGGCAUUCUUCAGGACGCCCAGGAGAAGUUGCAGGGCGGGCAAGAUCGGGUCGGUGCAAAAGCAAGACAUCUAACAAUCUCGAGAGACCGCCGUCGGCCACGUCACACCCCAAUCAGACUCGAUGCAGACAGUAUUUCGACAGAGUGGACCUCCCGUACCUCGCGGCCGGCCUUCCAACAGAUGCUCGAAGUCCGCCAAUCGCUCCCAGUCCACCAGUACAAAGACGAUAUCCUGUCUUGUAUUGCUAACAAUGCAGUAAGCGUGAUAUGCGCAGAGACAGGUGCCGGCAAAUCCUCCGGGAUUCCUGUGUUACUCCUCGAGCAACGAUUUGAGGGCGGUCAAGAUUGCCGCAUCCUAGUCACCCAGCCACGACGUAUCUCUGCAGUCACGCUUGCGAGACGCGUGUCUGCAGAGCUGGGCGAGAGCCGCAACGAUAUUGGCACGUCCAGGUCGCUCGUAGGGUAUGCGAUCCGCCUGGAAAGCAAGACGAGCAGUACAACCCGCAUCACAUAUGCGACUACUGGUGUGCUACUCCGCAUGCUCGAAGAGUCGCCAGACCUUGAUGAGCUGGAUUACUUGAUCCUUGAUGAGGUCCACGAGCGCACGAUGGACCUAGAUCUGCUGUUCAUCGCGCUGCGGAAGCUCCAGAAGCGUCGAAGCACAUUGAGGAUUGUGCUCAUGUCAGCGACGGUCGACGCACGCAAGUUCUCUGACUACUUUGGCGGAGCGCCCGUCCUGGACUUACCAGGUAGAACAUUCCCCGUCGAAGUUGGGUUCCUCGAGGACGCCGUUGAAGCGACCAUCGACAUUGCUAGCAGCGAGAACAAGACUUUGCUCGUGGAAGAUGAUGUCGCAGACUUCGACGAAUACGCGACCGAGAAAGGUCGCCCUGUCAUCUCCAAUCCCGAGAAAUACAGCAGCAAGACACACCACAUCAUAUCGCAAAUGGACGAAUAUCGCAUCGAGUACGACCUGAUCGCCAAAUUGGCAGCCUCGAUCGCCACGAAAUGCCAGUAUGUCAAGUACAGCAAGGCCAUUCUGAUUUUCAUGCCCGGCAUCGGCGAGAUGCGCCGCCUCCACAACCUACUCCUGUCGAUGGACAUCUUCAGUCAAGGCUGGGUCGUGCACCUCCUGCACUCGACAUUUUCGACCGAUGAUCUCGAAAAGGCAUUCGAGCGUCCACCGCAUGGAUACAGAAAAAUUGUAAUCGCCACGAACAUCGCUGAGACGGGUAUCACGAUUCCCGACGUGACCGCAGUGAUCGACACGUGUAAGGAGAAAGUCAUGCGUUUCGACGAGCGGCGCCAACUCUCCAGACUCACAGAGGGAUUCAUCUCCCGAUCGUCAGCUCGUCAGCGACGAGGUCGCGCCGCUCGUGUACAAGAUGGCUUGUGUUUCCACCUCGUCACGAAGCAUCGGCACGACAAUCUCAUGCUGGAGCAGCAAAUCCCCGAGAUAUUGAGGCUGAGUUUGCAAGACCCCAUGCUGCGGAUCAAGGUGUGGGAUUUGGGCUCAAUUGAGGAAACGCUCAAUGCGGCCAUCGAUCCACCAUCGAGGAAGAACGUGCUAAGAGCGAUUGAGAAGUUGAAAGAUGCUGGAGCGUUGACCAAAAGCGAAGCUCUCACACCACUGGGACAGCAGAUCGCACGGUUGCCGUUGGAAGUGUCACUUGCGAAACUCGCCAUCUUCGGUGUCAUCUUCAGAUGUUUGGAUCCCAUCCUGUCCAUCAUCUCGCUCCUGACGUCGAAAUCGCCGUUCCUCUCAUCCUCGACUUCCGGCUCCCAGCCUGACGCCCGUCAAAUUUUCAGUCGCGCCGAUUCUGACCUACUAUCCUCCUUCAACGCCUAUGAAGCGUGGCGUCGCGCUAAAGCAGCCCGAUCUGCUCAAGAAUUCUGCCGAAAGUACCACAUCAGUGAUCAGACCAUGUCACAGGUCGAAGAACAGAAGAUUCAACUCCUCGUGUACCUUGUCGACGCCGGUCUUGUGAUCCUCGAGGGUGCUGAAAAAGCCGCACUCAGCCGUGCUCGACCAAGCGCCGGACGUGGCGCCGGUGGCACGUUUUACACAAUUCCAGAGCGGUACAACCACAAGGUCAGCGACAGGGCGCUCAACGCCAUCAUGGCCAUGGCUUUGUACCCGCGCAUACUCAUGCGUGAGGGUAAAGGGUGGCGAAACGUGUAUACGAACCAGCAGGUCUCGCUCACUGCCCGCUCGAUCAACUACAACACUCUGAAAGCUCCACACUGGCUGUCCUUUUACGAAGCAAUGCAGAACAGAAGCGGGAACUUGAACGUGUUCGAGACAUCUGCAAUCCCAGAGUCAGCACUGGCAGUCAUGCUGGGCGAUGCCGAGUUCAAGUUCUACGCCGGCGUGAUGGUGCUGGAUUCGGGGAAGAUAAAGGUCUCUGUCAAGCAUUGGAGGCAAUUAAUGGCGAUCAAGACCGUGAGGGAGCAGCUGUCGAGAGUGUUGGAAACGGCGUACAAGAAGCCGGGCCAAGCAUUGGAGGAGAAUGAGCAGAAAUGGGUGGACAUGUGGUUGAACAUUGAGGCUUGUCAGGAAUAGAGACUGAGCUUUCGAUCACGCCCUUGGACACUUCCUGCGCACCACUCCUGUGAAGCUGCGUUCAUCUCAAUAGACUCGUCAGCAACAUGCCCGUACAGGCUCGUAGAGGCAGAGUCACUUGUCACAUGACAGGGCCUUGAGCGAGCCCGUGGUCAUUCCCCU
Exophiala xenobiotica is the source of this 4719-nucleotide messenger RNA. RefSeq lists its product as uncharacterized. Gene Ontology annotation, cellular component: intracellular anatomical structure. NCBI's taxonomy places the organism in Eukaryota, Fungi, Ascomycota, Eurotiomycetes, Chaetothyriales, Herpotrichiellaceae. The transcript has 3 exons. Bases 235 to 4557 code for a protein of 1440 amino acids. Gene Ontology annotation, molecular function: ATP binding; RNA binding. The record is from RefSeq and is a predicted model, not a curated record.